GCGUGUCGUGGGUGAACGAUCACGACGCGCCUUUUAAAUGUUAAGUGAUGUGGGAAGAAGACUGUGAUUCACUGCACGGGAAGGAGGGAGGAGCCUGUGGAGGAGCGAGAGAGAGAGAGAGAGAGAGAGAGAGAGAGAGAGCUUUUAUUCUCCUCUCCGGGCUCCGCCGUGGUGAGAGCGCACAGGAUGGAGCGGAUGGAGUCGAUGGAGCCGAUCUCGGCGCACUACACCACAGCUUACCCGGAGAUCCAGCCCGAUAGCGGCUACGAAUCCAGAGAGACCACUGACAGCCAGGCAAAGACCCCACCAGCUCCCACCUAUGAUGAGGAAUUAGUGCACAAGACAAUCCUGGUCGGAGACAGCGGAGUGGGGAAGACGUCUCUGUUGGUGCAGUUCGAUCAAGGAAAGUUCAUCCCCGGCUCCUUCUCUGCUACAGUGGGCAUUGGAUUCACGAAUAAAGUGGUGACUGUUGACGACGUAAAGGUCAAACUACAGAUUUGGGACACGGCGGGACAGGAAAGGUUCAGAAGUGUGACACAUGCUUAUUACAGAGAUGCACAUGCUUUGCUCCUCCUGUAUGACAUCACAAGCAAAACCUCCUUUGACAACAUUCGGGCAUGGUUAACAGAAGUCCAUGAGUAUGCACAGAGCGAUGUAGUCAUCAUGUUGCUGGGCAACAAGGCUGACAUGAGCAGUGACAGAGCGAUCAGGAGAGAUGAAGGAGAGAGGCUGGCCAGAGAGUAUUCAGUUCCGUUCAUGGAGACGAGUGCCAAGACUGGAGUCAACGUAGAGCUGGCCUUCACUGCUGUGGCCAAGGAACUGAAGCACCGGGCCGUGCAGCAUCCCAAUGAACCCAAGUUCCAGAUUCAUGAGUACAUUGAAGCACAGAAGGAGAAGUCCGGCUGCUGCAGCUACUUCUAAAUCUCCUCUCCUGAGUCCUCCUCCCACCGCUCUGGGUGAACAGACUGUCAGAGACACACGAGAGCUACAGAGUGGGAGGAUAGCCCUAUUAACUCACUGCUGCUCCCAAAAUAUGAUGCUGCCAUUCAUUCAACACUAAAAGCCAAAAGUAGAUCAGUGGAGUGAGAGGAGGAGAAACUGAGCUACAGACUCACAAAACCCACAGUUUUAUUUAGCUGAGAAAAGUUUACCCAACUGUUUUCAGACUGGCAUUUAUGAUUACAGUAGUUUUAGAGAAUAGAAGAUUAUUGAAAUGAUAUGAGAAAAUAACCUUGUUUUAUUUGUGAGAGUUAGAUGAGAAGAUCAAUACCACUCUGUGUGUGUGUGUUAAGUAUGGUGCUGAAUCAGGAAGUGGUUAGCCUAGCUUAGCAUUCAGACUGGAGGCGGGAGAAAACAGCUAGUCUGGUUCUGUCCAAAGGUAAAAAAAAGAUGCCUACUACAGAUUUAAGCCAUACUAUAUUAAAAUCAUAUUGCUUGUUAACUUUUCUGAACAAUAACAAACACACAGCCAUUUAUGGUUCUUUUUUUUUUUUAAAUGUAAUUCAUUCAUAUAUUUUGGCCUACCCUGUUAUAUUUCAUGUUUAUAUUGUACUAUUUUUCAUAUAGACAACUACAUAUAGGUUUCUGCCUCUUAAAAGGAAGUUUUUCUUUGCCGUCAAGUGCUUGCUCAUGGUGGUACUGUUGGGUCUCUGUAAAUAAUUUUAUAAGGAGUACGGUCUAGACCUGCUCUAUUUGAAAAUUGUACUAACGUUUGUUAUAAUUUGGAGCUAUACAAAUAAAAUUGAAUUGAAUUGUAACUUCUCAAAGACUGCGCAGCCUUGGACAGGGUCUUGACUGCUGUCCCUUACAGAGCUCAUGUCGUCUGAGCUAGUUUUGUCAUUCUCACGCCCCAGUUCUGCUUUUGAAACGAUCAGAUUCAUAAAUGGCACAAAAACACAUUUCUCAUCAGCAGCAGCCUCAGGUACAUCCUCAUUUCCUGCCAAUAUCAAAGAAAAUGCUGCUCUGCACUAAAUCUGACUGUUACUGUGACAGUAAGCUAUAAGCAAAUGUUCCUACAUUGUGUCUGUAGUUACUCAAAGUAACAGUGAAAUGAAUGGACUGGGGGGGGGGGUAAUUAAGACCCAGGUUGCUAAAGACCCCAGGUAUGCAUUUAAAGGUUCACCUGCACACUAAAAGAAAUACAAUAUUAACACUCUGCAGCAGCUAUGUGAGAUUGUAUAUCAGUGGUUUGAGCUAAAUGCUGACAUUAGCAUGCUAACAUGCUAACAAUAACAGUGCUAAAAUGCUAAUAUAAGUAGUAUGAUGUCUACCAAGUUUAGCAUUUUAGUUUAGCAUGUUAGCAUGCUAAUGCUCAUAAGGGAUGAAUAAGUAUUUGGUCAUAUAGGACAAAUUCAAAUGUUGACCUGAUGUUGGCAUUAGAUGGAAAGUUAAGGGAUCAUCAAAGUCAUUCAACUCGUCUUCACAAACAGGACUGUCAAUACCCAUUUUAAUGACAUUCAAUCCAAGUGUUGUCAAGACUAAAAAAACAGAACGAUCAACCUCAUGGUGGCGCUAGAGAUUUCAUGGUAACCCAUCCAAUUGAGCUAUUUUCAGUCUGGACCAAUGUGGUAGACUGACAGACUGACCAACAUAGCCAUACCUAGAGCUAUCGUGCUAGCAUGGCUAAAGCAACAAUUUAUUGUGUGAGGGGAGUUACAUGUUUCAGCUAACGAAUGCUUAGCUUAGCAUGCUAAGCUAGACUACCCACAGCGCGACUGAACCUCCUCACUUAAUGCAGACACAUGAGAUUGAAUUGAUCUUCUCAUCUAACUUUUAGAAAGAAAGGGAAUAUGCAUAUUUUCCGAUUUUUUUCUUGAAGGAAUUUUAUAAUUCAUGCUUCUUUGAACAAUAUUUUUUCAAAUAUAUCUUAGGUCAUUUGCCUUACAUAGAUCUCUGACUGGAAAUAGUUUUAUACCUACAUUUUAAUUGACCACUAAAUCCUUGCUGAUGGAAGUACAAGGAUGUUACAAACACCAAUUUGCCAAAGUGAAACAUAUUGUAAAAACUACAUACAGCCACACAACAUUAAUAGAAGCCAGAAGAGAACACCACAGAGUUAUAUAAGUUGUGGAUCCACAACAUUGCUACAACCUUAUGUGUCAUACAAUCUACUGACAGAUCUAGACAAAGGCCAUACACUGUGUCAUGGAUGCAAUUCAAAGCCAAGUCCGUGGACAAAAGCCCUGUUUGUUUGACUUAGUCAGACUGGUUCAUUCUUGACAAACUGCUCUCGAAGUGACUGUCAGCUGCUGCUUAACGCUCGCUGACUCAAGAAAAGCUCAGGGACACAGCUGGAGAAUAAGCUAAUGUUCUCUGAGCGCCUGGUGAGGACGACUGCAAGACAACUCUAUUUCUGAACAUGCACAGGAACGCAUUCAUGUGGUCAUGAUAAAAAAUGUUUUGGUCACCUGAAAUGUGUCUCUACAGGAGGAAUGCUGCAAAAGACCAAACAUAAACUUGCCAAUGAUCUGUGGUUGGAUUUCCAAUUUUGUCUUUAAUGUAUGGAACAUCUAUGUACAUACUGAAUUUGUGAGUGAGCAGAUUUUUGAAAAAUAAUUUUCCUCCCUGAAAAAAAAAAAUUGCUUUUAUAGCCUGAUUUUAAUGCUUAGUUGCAUGUUCGCUGGAUUGCAUGAACCAAAUCUCUGCACAGUGCCUCCAGAAUGUAUUAAAGUUGGUUUAUAUUUGUAUCAAGAUUAACGGAAAAAUAUGAACAAAUAAUCAGCAUUUCUCUUCAGAUUUUAACUCAACACUCAGGGUUAAAUUUUGAUUUGAAAUAUGAGAUCUAGAUAUAUGUAUGUGUAUCAAAACAUUAAAGCUGCAUAAAUUGAUUCAUAAAAAGACAUUUGCCACUAGGGGGCAGCAGAACAAAAGGUUUUUGGCCACCAAAUAAAUGUAUUAUUUACUCUUUAAAGGCUAAAUGCCACGCUUUGUUUAUCAGCUAGUUGCUAACUUUGUCUGACACUUGUCGUUAGGCAGGUAUGGUACGGUGAGGUUUAUCAGAAUAUUUGAACUAAGCUCAGUUUUAAAUACUUAAAGAUCCAGUGUGUAACAUUUAGGAGGAUCUAUUGGCAGAAAUGGAAUAUAAUAUUCAUAGGUAUGUUUUCAUUAUUAUAUAAUCACCUGAAAAUUAGAAUUGUUGUGUUUUCGUUACCUUAGAAUGAGCUGUUUUUAUCUACAGAGGGAGCAGCAGCCCAGAAUGGACAAACCAAACACUAGCUAUAGCUAAUGGCUUGGAAGGCAAGCAGUAAUCAAAUGGUGAUGCAACUUCACCGCUAGAUGCCACUAAAUUCUACACACUGGCCCUUGGCUUUAAGACAAGCUAAAAUGCUACAUAGAGCUAAGGAGAACUGCAGAGUUGGAUUGUAAUUCUCUGUGGGUUGUUCAUUACGGCAACACCUUUUACAUUGCACAUAAUCAUUUAAUCCAUUGGUAAUAUUAAAAUAUUGAUUAGUGCAACUUUAAGGAACCAAUGAUGUCAGAACAACAGCUCCAUGUUCAGGUUUUACACAAACAAGUCUAUAAACUUUGACAACAGUAUGCAAUGCUCUUCUGCAAAUAUUUCAUAUUAGUCAGUUACGGGAUGCUCUGACUCAGCACAGCUCAGGUCUGACACAAUCUAAAAUUAUACAUAUUGUGAACAUUAGACCUUGUAUAUACUGAGCAGUUGUUUGUUGUCAGACCACACUGCCAAUAGCUGUCUUUGAUGUGCUGUAUGCUGCAUAAAAAAUAAACUAUUUUUAACUGAA
Molecule: messenger RNA, 4745 nt
Organism: Dicentrarchus labrax (European seabass)
Lineage: Eukaryota; Metazoa; Chordata; Actinopteri; Moronidae
Product: ras-related protein Rab-37-like
Exons: 9
Coding region: 187-921 (244 amino acids)
Cellular component (GO): endosome; Golgi apparatus
Molecular function (GO): GTPase activity; GTP binding
Source: RefSeq, a predicted model, not a curated record